AUGAUCGACGUAUCAGAUCCACGGAAGUCGCCGGAGGAUUUUACAGUGCCACCUGAAUGGGUAUCUUUUCCGACGAACCUAGCGUAUCGGCGAUACGAGACCAACUGGAUCCAGAGAGCAAUUGAAAACACCGAUUCAGGGUUUUCGGAUGCUUAUCGUUUGGGCUCUGCGAUUAUGGGGUGUGAUGUCAUUCUUUUCCGAGACUGUAACGAGCUCGAACCUGCUUGGUUGAAGCUUCUCGAAGAGCUUUACCAGAAGCCUGUAAUUCCAGUAGGAUUAAUACCUCCGUCGGUGACACUGAGUCAAAAUGAUGUCACUGAGUUGGCUCUGAGGUUGGAGCUGUCUGGGUUACCUUUCAUCUGGGCUUUAAGAAAGCCCCCGGGUUCGACCGAGUCUGACUCGGUUGAGUUGCCACAUGGGUUCUUGGAGCGAAUCAAAGGGCGUGGCCUUGUUUGGACGAGUUGGGUGCCUCAACUCAGGAUAUUGUCUCAUGACUCAAUUGGCGGGUUCUUGACUCACUUUGGGUUGAAUGCUCUGGUUCUUGUGGAGAAGAAGGUGGGGAUACAAAUACAGAGAUAUGAAGAAGAUGGGUCGUUUACGAGGAACUCGGUGGCUGAGUCUCUGAGGUUGGUAAUGGCGAAGAACGAAGGAAGGAUAUACAGGGAGAAAGCUAAGGAACUGAGUGAAUUAUUAUUCACAGACAAGAAUGGAGAAGACCGAUAUCUGAAUCAGUUUGCUGAGUCUCUUGAAAGCCAUGGACGUCUUCACAAGAGCUGA
Ilex paraguariensis (yerba mate) is the source of this 777-nucleotide messenger RNA. NCBI's taxonomy places the organism in Eukaryota, Viridiplantae, Streptophyta, Magnoliopsida, Aquifoliales, Aquifoliaceae. The record is from the annotation of a GenBank genome assembly.